AUGUUUAACGUGAAAGUUUCUGAAAAUACAGAGUUUGGAAUUCCACAAGAGUUGGGGGCGUCCUAUCAAUCCACCAUGGUCAAUGUGGUCAACACGAUUAUUGGCGCUGGAAUCCUUUCUAUUCCCUCAACCAUUCAUAGUACAGGGAUUAUCGGGUCUUUCCUUUUUCUUUUUGGCUCCCUUCUUAUUUCUCUCUUGGGCGGAUUCUAUCUUAUUGUGGCUGCAGCCUACACAAAGCGAGAUUCCUUUGGAGAGAUCGCUUAUGCCCUCUACGGACCCACUGUGAAGCUGCUGGCCAAUCUAACUGUUAUCAUUUAUGAGAUGGGAGUUUCCACUGCCUAUUUCGUUAUUCUGUUUGACCAGGUGGGGGAUUUGCUGCAAGCCUGGAACAUAGCAGACGCCACCUUCGUUUAUGAAAACAAAUGGUGGAUCAUGUACCUUGUAACUUUAUUCCUGUCGGUUCCCCUCCUAUCGAUCCGAUCCCUAGACAACCUGAAAUACACCUCUUUCGGAGCGGUCAUUUGUAUAGCUCUGUUUGUGUUCAUUUCGAUCUACUUGGGGAUUGCUCAGCUGGUCGACCAGCCACUGGAGUACAACUACUGGCCGAUCGACUUGAAGAACGUCGCUGCUUCCAUAGCAGUGCUCUCAUCUGCGCUCUGUUUUCACUCCAAUGUCCCGAAGUUGGUUUACGAGCUCCGACUCCCCAAGAAAUCCAAAUACACAUCCAAAAUAUCCAAAAUGUUUAAGAUUGGAACUCGAGCCGCGAUUGCCUGUACCUUGCUGUACUACAUUGUGGGUGUUUUCUCGUACAUCGCUUUUGGGAAAGAUAUCGCUGGCAAUCUACUCACCAAUUUCCAGCAGAAACAAGUCUGGUAUCUAAGCAUUGUCAAGUUUGCAUACGCACUCGUUAUUCUCUUCUCCAACCCGGUGGUUGCCUAUCUGUCUGUCGUCACAAUAGAUCGGUACCUUUUCACAAGCGAAAGGACCUAUCUGCGAAGACUUGCAGAAAGCUUAGUCUGGUGUACAGUCGUUUGGUUCUUAGCGAUCAUGGUACCUCAGCUCGAUGUUGUCUUCAGUUUUACCGGCUCCACGGGAGGAAUUCUUCUCAUUUACGUUCUUCCCUCGCUCUACUAUCUCGCUGUGGUGAAGAGACUUCGAAAAAGGAACGAUGCGAAAUCCCUUGCUUUUGUCGGUCCAGGCUGGCUCGUUCCGGGAGCAUACAUCCUUAUCGGUUUUUCAAUUCUUCUGGGGAUUGUCUCCACUGUUUCUCGAAUAUUACUUCUUUUAGAGAGUUGCUUUUUUUGUUUGAAACGCCUUCCACCUUUACCAAUAACUACUGUACGCGCAAGAGUUACUAAACAAUCAGUCUAG
Molecule: messenger RNA, 1371 nt
Organism: Blastocystis hominis
Lineage: Eukaryota; Bigyra; Opalinata; Blastocystidae
Exons: 3
Coding region: 1-1371 (456 amino acids)
Biological process (GO): amino acid transmembrane transport
Molecular function (GO): amino acid transmembrane transporter activity
Source: RefSeq, a predicted model, not a curated record